AUGAAACCACUCUCUUUAUCAGACAACAACAAACUAGUCGCUGCAUAUAAUCAUGCCCUGAGAGCGAUCACUACAUUGCUCACACGGGCGGGCGUCUUCCUCAUUUCUCUUGGUAUUGACGGCCAUAUCGUCUCGAGGGGCGUCGCCAGUCUUGCUGACUCAUUGAGGGAGCUUCAAGGCAUAGUCACAAUGAUAGAGGACUUGGUAGAACACAUGAUAAAUAGCCAGAACAACGCUCAGGAAAAUCCGGUAGAAAAUGAACAGAAAGAAGAGGAUGGCGCGGCUUUACCUCGCACGCCGCCACGCAGCACUCACCUAAAUCAAUCUCCGUGUCUGGGACCUACCCCCGCCGUGCCCGGCCCCGCAGCCCCUUACGGAGUGUCUACACCAUGGUCGGCAUUUCCGCAAUCUUCGCCUCAAGUCACAUCGCUAUUUCGCCGUGACAUUCAAAAUACUCCUCUAUUCACUCGGAACGCGCCCGCUCUCUUCAAUCACAUGCGGGCAGUACCUACAUAUCAAACACCUGUUCACACACUUGGACUCUUCGGAUCUCCCAUGACCUCCCGCGUGACAACGCCGCUUGGAUACGGAGGGCAUCUUUCUUCCGUCAACACUCCUCGCCAAAUCCCACCAUCGUUCUGGCGACCGACACCAAAAGCACAUGCGGUCAAACUGAUGGUACCGGACAAUGCAAGGCAUAGAAAGAAGGCUGGCAAAGAGAACGAGGAAGAAUUGUCGGUUUCCUCCGCAGCGAGCAGGUUAAUACCAUCACUCUUUGAGUAA
Molecule: messenger RNA, 783 nt
Organism: Suillus subalutaceus
Lineage: Eukaryota; Fungi; Basidiomycota; Agaricomycetes; Boletales; Suillaceae
Exons: 2
Coding region: 1-783 (260 amino acids)
Source: RefSeq, a predicted model, not a curated record